AUGGCGCUGCCCAUGCGCACCCGACCCAACCAACGGCCGCCCCCCACGCCGCUGGCCGACAUCGUGCCACUGCUCCUGGCGCCGGAGUCGCUCCUGAGCAAGCACCAGCUCUUCCGGUACCGCGCCGCGGCCAGCCCCCUGGCCAUGGGGCUCCUUUCGACCGGGCCCAACCCCUUCUGGCCGCUGCUGCCGAUCGACCUGCGCCGGCCCAUGAUGUGGCAGCUGGUCCAGGCCAGCAUCCAAAGCCGGAUAUCCACCAUGACCCUGCAGCGCCAGCGCCCGCAGCCCCUGUCCCUCACCACCCGGCGCUGGUCCAACACCCUCCUGGGGCAGGCCCUCCUCCGGCACUAUGUCGAAGAGCACCCGAGCCUGAUGACCCACUCGCCCAAUCAGAUUGGCAGCUUCCACCGGCGCCGGCACAUCCGCAUGAUGGCCCGGCUCAUUCGCGACGCCUCGGCCUCGGUCAACCUGCUGAUGAUGAAGUCCCAGCCGGCCUACCUGAACCGCAUGAAUGUCACCCCCAGCGAGUACCAGGUCCUGGUGCGCGCGGCCCAGGACAGCGGCUUCUCCGAGCCGGUCAGCUCCAUGGCCCGGCGCUUUUACCUCCCGGCCACGUCCAUCCUCCAGGCCCUGAAGCACGCCUUCCCCGCCUACAAGUACAUCAAUCGCCAGUGGAACUUGCCCUUCGAGAUCCGCAGCCAAAUCCUGCUCAUGGCCCGGCACUCCCUGCGCCUGGUCAGCCUGGAAGACAUCGGCACCCGCCUCGGCCUGCCGACCAAGGUGGUGGGCGAGCUGCUGCUGUGGUACCUGCCCGGCACGCCGCUCCUCCACUUCAGCCGCGAGACCGUCAACUUCACCCGGCGCCCGGUGUCCGACAUGAGCCAGGCCUUUGCCACCUUCCUGUCGCUGGCCCGGCAGUCGGAAUACGGGGCCGCCGAGUCCAAUGCGCUGCAGCUGUCCCUCGAGGAUGCCUUCCUGGCCGGGCCGGCAUCCUCCCCCGGGGGCAAUGGCUCUUCUUCGGCAGGCCCGCGGCCGGCCUCGUGGUCGAAUGCCGGCGCCUGCUCGGCGGGCGCUUCGCCGGCGGACCCGGCCUCGAGCCUGGUCCCGGCGCCGGGCUCCGGCUCCCCCUCGGCCCGCCAUCAGAAGGCCCUUUCCCUGCACCUUGCCCGGCGCCGGAAGAAGGACCCUCGCAAGCAUGCCGCCGCCCUGGAGCAGCAGGGGCCGCACCCGGACCACCAGCCGGACACCCCGGCCGGCAGGCUCACCAUGCUGGCCAAUCGCGCCGGCAUUCCGCUGAUCUUCGCCGAGGCCCUGCUGCUGCUGCACCUGCCGGAGCAUCCGCUCCUCGAGGGGUCUCCCCUGGCCCGGGUGGCCAUCCCGGUGCAUGAGCGCCUCGACCGGUUGGGAUCCUCGCACUUGCCGAAUCCCGACCACCUGGCCCGGCGAUUCCGCCUCUCGCGCAGCAUGGCCAAUUUGGUCCUGCUCACAUACCUGCCGCUGGUGCCCGGCAACGAGGGGGCCCCCCUGGCGGACCCGGCCGGGCCGGCGCCGGAGCAUUCGGACUUCGCCGGCGGGGGGCCCGGCGGCCCCUCCCCGGGCCGGCGAAGCACCAUCGACGACCUGAUCCGCGGCAGCGGCGUGCAGGCCAUCCAAAUUGCCUCGAGGCUCAUGCGGCUGCCUCCCCCCGGGCCGCAGCCCUACGAGGCCGGGACCACCGGCGAUCCGGACUUCGGCGCGGACCCCGCCGGCAUCGAGGCCAUCAUGCUCGCCGCCGGGGCCGACUCCAUGGGCGCCUCCACGGCCCAGGCCGCGGCCCGGGCCGCCAAAGACCUCCGGUCCCGGAAGCGCAUCCGGUCCUACGCCCACCCGCAGGAUGUCCCCUCGACCGACCCGCUCUACCACUCGGUCCAGCGGGCCAUGCGCCUGCCGUACGACGAGCUGCAGACCCCCACCGAGCGGGCGCUCUUCCUCCUGUGGAACCGCAGCGGGGUGUCCCUCUCCCAGCGGGAGAUCUCCAACCUGUCGAACCUCUACCCGAUGGCCGUGCACCGGCUGGCCAAGCGCUAUGCCCCGAACUUCGAGAGCCCCUACAUCUACCGGCUCCCGACCGACCUGAUCCGGCGCAUUGUCGAGCUCGGGUCGCGCGUCGACGACCAGGGCCGGCGCCUCUUCAGCCUGACCGACCUGCAGCUCAUCACCAAGGCCGAUGUGGCCACCCUGCACUACAACCUCAAUCGCUACAUCCCGGGCUGGUCGAAUCUGCCCCAGCGCUCGCGCAACUCCGGCCAGCGCCUGAUCGCCGAGCAGGAGCUGUUCAAGGGCGGCCCGGUGCACACCAAGUCCCCGGUGUUGGCCCGGCGCCCGAAUGUGGUCAUCCGGGUGUAG
Fonticula alba is the source of this 2385-nucleotide messenger RNA. RefSeq lists its product as hypothetical. The transcript has a single exon. The record is from RefSeq and is a predicted model, not a curated record. NCBI's taxonomy places the organism in Eukaryota, Rotosphaerida, Fonticulaceae. The coding region runs from base 1 to 2385 and encodes 794 amino acids.